This is a messenger RNA of Marchantia polymorpha subsp. ruderalis, 1307 nucleotides long. Lineage: Eukaryota; Viridiplantae; Streptophyta; Marchantiopsida; Marchantiales; Marchantiaceae. The record is from the annotation of a GenBank genome assembly.
GUGGGCACGGCCGAAUUCGGACAGAGUUGGUGCGCCGACGCAGUCCGCCAGAAGUGGAUGACGUAAGUGCCGGCCGGCCCCAGACUGCGCGACAUGGGGAGCGGGGUUCAUGCCCGCUCGACGCUUGGCAGGCUCCGCCUGUGCCCCUUUGCGCGGCUAUAAGAUGUUGCGAUUGUCGUGGCUCUUGCGCUCCUGCAAUUGAAAUUCGGCCGCGCUCUGCGUUUGAGAUGGCAGCGAACGAUGGCUCGAAGGUGCCAGCUUCGAGCAGUGGGAAACCGCCCGGCAAGUCGCCCUCGGGCAGCAGUAGCUCCAAGAAGGCCGACUCCAGUGCAAAAGCCAAUCCGCCUUCUCGGAAACUUCGUGUUUUGUGUCUUCAUGGCUUGAGAACCAGCGCCAAAAUCAUGCAACAGCAAGUGGAAUUAGCUCAAUGGGCUCUCGAAGAUAUCGUGGAGUUUGUUUACAUGAAUGCACCCUUUCCGGCAACCGGUAAAUCUGAUGUGGAGAAGAGAUUUGAGCCUCCCUACUUCGAAUGGUAUCAAGCAAACCAAGACUAUUCGGAAAUCUAUGGCUUGGAAGAAGCGAGUGUACACAUUAUUGAUUUCAUAAAAACACGUGGGCCUUUCGAUGGUCUCAUGGGCUUUUCGCAGGGAGCAGUACUCGCGGGUGCUUUGGUGGGACUGCAGGAGAAGGGCUUGGCGCUUCCCGAUGUACCACGAUUUACCUUCAUUGUUUUGAUUGGAGGAUGCCGAAGUAAGGCUUUGGUAUUGAGACCUGCCUACUUUGACCCUAUCUUGACACCGUCUUUACACUUCAUAGGUGAGAAGGAUUUCAUGAAAGAAGGCGGCGAACUUUUAAUCACUUCUUUCAAAGAUGCAACCGUCAUCCAUCAUCCUCAUGGUCAUCUUAUUCCUAGACUAGGGGACGAAGAGUUGAAGACAUGCAGGGCGUAUUUCCAAAAGUUCUUUGAUCUGAAAUUUAGUCCGAAAAGCUAAGAAAAAGCUCUGAAAGCUCACCCAACAAGCUUACAUUUACAUUCAUAGAUUCAUAAUUGAAGCUGAUGCGCAGGCGGAUCUGCAUUUAAAAUUUCAUCUCAAAUUGUAACUAUAUCGUAGUUCAAGCACAAAACUCUGGAGACUGGCAAGUUUGAAUACAUGAACUGAAUCAGCCGAUGCUAUACUCAUUUCCUUUCUCCAUCCUCACCUCUGUCAGUAAGUGGCUCAAGACGAAUCGAGGCAAAGACAUUUUUCACGAAUGUAUUAUUUCAAAACGUAGACUUUGGGUCUAUCCGUGAUGAAACCGAAUUUAAA